AUGUACAACCCAUAUCAAGCACCGGGCUCUUAUGCGCCGCCAGGUGGCUAUGGGGGAUUCCCAGGAGCCCCUGGAAUGGCACCUCCGCCAGGCAUGGCUGCACCCGGCACAGGCGCACCGCCAGGCAUGCAACAAGCAGAGACGCCGACGGACGGCCGAGGAGGUUUCCCUCCGAACUUUCAACCGCCAGCGAACAUGCCAAACAUCAACUUCUCCGCGCCCGUGAUACGACUGGGCACCUCACAACCAGCAAAGUCUUCAUUACUGGAUGGACGAGAAGACAGGGGUGGCAGAAGGGCAGGUCUAGGCUCUGGUACGGACGGCCGACAGGAUAGAGGAGGCUUGACGCCCGUGCAGCCGCAGACACGAGAAGAGGUAAUCAAGACAGUCUUCAUCGGCGGCAUCACCGAAGGCUGCGGCGGAGACGAAGGCAUCGAGCGCAUACUCAGAUCGGCGGGCAACCUCAAGAGAUGGGUCAGAGCUAUGGACGCGCAGGAUAAGCCCUGCAAAUUUGGCUUUGCUGAGUACGAGGAUCCAGAAAGCUUGAAUACAGCAAUCGAGACAUUGAGGGACGUGCGAGUACCGGUCAAGAGGCAGGUUCCCAAGGAGACCGUAAAACAGGAGAACGGCAUCAAGAAAGAGGAAGAGAACGGCAUCAAGAAGGAAGAGGAGGAAGGCGAGCAGGACGAGAAUCACGUUGAAAAAUCACUACUUCUCGUUGUCGCCGACGAAAACUCCCGGGCGUACAUCGAGCAAUACGAGGAAAAUAUUGGUGGCGUGGAUGAAGACAGCAGACAAAUGCGUCUCGACCAUGCCAGAACAGCGCUAAACGCUGUUCUGAAUGAUCUGGCCCAUCCAUCAGUCGACCAGCCCAAGGACGAAAUGUCUGGCCUUGACAGAGAUGGUGACGUGGACAUGAGCAACGGAGUGGACGCCAAUGGAGAAGCCAUCAUCACGAUACCCAUAUCUGCAGACGAUGAGCUGUCAGAUAUUCCCGCUGAGAUGCGAGAAACAGUCGCCAAAGAGAUUGCCUCGUUCAGAGAUCGCAGCAACCGACGAGAUCUGGAGCGACUGCAAAGAGAGGAAGAGUUCGAGAGGCAAGAGCGCAAUCGUUCUUCGAUAAACGGCAGUGGUCGACCAUCUAGACUUGGCUCUCCGCCACCUUCAUCCGCCCCAUCUGGUCCUGGCGGCGCAAAUGGCAUUCCAUCCGGCCCGCGGGAUCGUGCCUCUGGUCUCAAUGCUCCCUCAGGACCCAAACAAAUGACCGGCGUACAAAUCCCACGCGACUAUCAGAAGGGCGUCACCUUCGUCAACGGCACGGGCAUUUCCACCGCAGCCAACUUCGACGAAUCCGACACCGAUGCAUCGGACGCUGAACUCGAACGCCGACGCACCUACCUCGACCAAGAACGCCGCUGGCUCAACCGCGAGCGCUCACGAACCGCGGCCGUAGAGCGCGAAAAAGCCCGCGACGAGGAAGAAGCAUCCAAACUGGAAGAAGAAAAGCAAGCCAUGGCUGCGCGAUUACGAGAAUUCGACGACGAAAAGGAAGCCGUUCGCGGCGCUGAUGACUACUACGCCGACCACAGCGCGUGGAUGCGCAAACGAAGCGCUUUCCGCGAGCGAGAACGGAUGCACGACGAAGCCGACCGAGCCGCUGAGCGCCGCGAGCGAGAAUGGGAGAACAGACAACAGCGUGACCGCUCAGGCAGAGACUCGUCCGACGCAUAUGCUAACUCCAUGGACCGCGAUCGCGGCGACAGAGACGACUACGACCGCUCACGCCAACACCCCGACCGAAGACACGACAAUGGCGACCUCAUCGACGACCGACGAAGACCAGAACCCCCGUCCGCCACAACACCCACCGCCCCAACCCAACCAGCACGCUUCAAACUCUCCCUCGGCGCCGCCGCCCAACGCCAAGCCACCGAAAAGGAAAAGAACAAACGCACCGUCGCCGAAGUCGAAGGCCUCCUCGACGACUCCGAAGCCACAGAGUCCACGAAACGCGAACUCGUCAAGAUAGACCUUGGCCCGGUCCCUACUGGUCCCUCUGCUGAUUCCGAGGGCGCGAGCAUGACGCCCGAACAGCGCGCCGCUGCUGCGAAGGCGCUGGCGCAAGAGAUUCCGAAUGAUAAGGAGGGCCUGUGGGCUUGGGAGGUCAAGUGGGAGUUCUUGGACGAGGAAGGGGUGAUUGAGGAGCGGCUGAAGCCGUUUGUGGAGAAGAAGAUUGUUGAGUAUCUGGGAGUGCAGGAGCAGAUGUUGGUUGAUGUUGUGGUGGAGGGGUUGAGGGGACGGAAGGGGGCGGGGGAGUUGGUUGGGGAGUUGGAGGGUGCACUCGACGAAGAAGCAGAACAGCUGGUCAAGAAGUUGUGGCGGAUGGUCAUAUUUUUCUCGGAGAGCGAGAAGCGUGGGUUGAGUGCCUAG
Cyphellophora attinorum is the source of this 2430-nucleotide messenger RNA. Its product is annotated as U1 snRNP-associated protein. The coding region runs from base 1 to 2430 and encodes 809 amino acids. The record is from RefSeq and is a predicted model, not a curated record. Gene Ontology annotation, biological process: mRNA processing. Gene Ontology annotation, cellular component: spliceosomal complex. Gene Ontology annotation, molecular function: mRNA binding. NCBI's taxonomy places the organism in Eukaryota, Fungi, Ascomycota, Eurotiomycetes, Chaetothyriales, Cyphellophoraceae. The transcript has 4 exons.